Messenger RNA from Thunnus maccoyii (southern bluefin tuna), 1787 nucleotides. RefSeq names its product vesicle amine transport 1 (gene vat1). Gene Ontology annotation, molecular function: oxidoreductase activity. Bases 320 to 1723 code for a protein of 467 amino acids. The record is from RefSeq and is a predicted model, not a curated record. Lineage: Eukaryota; Metazoa; Chordata; Actinopteri; Scombriformes; Scombridae. The transcript is spliced from 6 exons.
GCUAAACCCACCCAAUCACACGCAGGAAUCCUGGGUUUCAUCAGCUCUCCGUGUUUUCCAGCCUGCCUCUGUCUCGUCCCACUCGCACUCUCUGUCAGAGCGCGGCGUUGACAGCCACUGGCCACUAAUCAGCCCACUUUGUCGGGGUUUGUGUGCAUGCAAGACUGCUGAAAAAGAAGCUCUGAAUCUCACAUUUUCUCUUCUUUGCCAGGCACUUGCAGCAAAACAAAGAAGCCCGUCCACGGCACUAAAAGCACAAGAAGUGAAAAGCCUUCUAAGUCAUUUUCAUCACUGUCUCACAGCCAACGCUCCCUGCACAAUGUCUGGAGAGGACGCACCUGCCCAGCAGCAAAACGCCGUGGACCAGAAGCAGGAGACCAAACCCAACGAGGAACCCAAAACCGAGACUGAGCCCGCACCCGCCUCAGGCGCCGCCGAGGCAGCGGCUACCCCCGCGGCGACCACCGAAAAGGUCCCCGAAGAGGAGGCGUUCACCUACCGCGCACUGGUGCUCACCGGCUACGGGGGCUAUGAUAAAGUCAAGCUGCAGGUGAAGAAGGGCAAGCCGGCGCUCAAGGCUGGCGAGAUCAUGGUGCGGGUCAAGGCUUGCGGGCUGAACUUCGCCGACUUGAUGGCCCGGCAGGGGCUGUACGACCGGCUGCCGUCCCCGCCGGUCACCCCCGGGAUGGAGUGCUCCGGGGUGGUGGAGGCUGUAGGAGAAGAAGUGACAGACAGAAAAGUCGGUGAUAAGGUGAUGGUGCUCAACCGCUUUGGGCUGUGGCAGGAGGUGGCGGUGGUACCGGCAGCCCACACCUUCCUCAUCCCAGAUGGCAUGAGCUUUGAGGAGGCAGCAGCCCUCCCUGUCAACUACAUCACCGCCUACAUGAUGCUGUUUGACUUCGGCAACCUGCGGCCCAACCAGAGUGUCCUCGUCCACGCUGCUGCAGGUGGUGUGGGCAUUGCAGCCACUCAGCUGUGCAAUACAGUGAAGGACGUGACCGUGUUUGGCACAGCGUCAGCCAGCAAGCAUGAAACCAUCAGCCAGGGUGGAGUCACACAUCCUAUUGACUAUCGUACCAAGGACUAUGUGGAGGAAGUCCGCAAGAUCAGUCCAAAAGGGCUGGAUAUAGUACUGGACCCUCUGGGUGGAUCAGACACCCAUAAGGCCUACAACCUGCUUAAGCCUAUGGGCAAACUUAUCACCUAUGGUACAGCUAAUAUGCUGGCGGGCCAGAAGAAGAACCUGCUCGCUGUGGCCAGGAACUGGUACCACCAGUUCUCCAUCCACACACUCAGCCUGAUCCAGGGGAACAAGUCGGUGUGCGGCUUCCACCUGGGCUACCUGGACGGGGAGAUGGAGCUCCUCAGCCAGGCCAUGAACACCAUCCUGGAUCUCUACAAUCAGGGCAAGAUCAAGCCCCGCAUCGACUCCACUUGGCACCUUGAGCAGGUGGGCGAUGCCAUGAGAAAGAUGCAGGAGAGGAACAACAUUGGCAAAGUGGUCCUUACCACAGAGCCAAUGCCCGAGGAGGAGAAGAAAGAAGAGCCCAAGAAGGAGGACAAGAAAGAGGACAAGAAGAAGGAUGAUAAGAAGAAGGAUGACAAGAAGAAGGACGAUGCCAAGAAGGAAGAGAAGAAGGAUGACAAGAAGAAAGAGGAGCCCAAGAAGGAGGAGAAGAAGGAAGAGGAGAAGAAGGAAGAGGCCAAGAAGGAAGAGAAGUGAGAGGGAGGAACAGAUAGUCAAGCAGACCAGCAGGGAGUUUGUGUCCUGGGAACAGGGGGUGUGG